CGUUUCCACGAAUGAUUGGACGUCGUACGAAGAACGGCUGACGUCGUUUCUUAUCGUCAACCGCGUUCCCGAAGGUGACAGAGUACAUGCAUUCCUGAGCAUCAUAUGCCCCAGUACCUAUAGUCUUCUGAAAUCACUGGUUGCCCCGGAGCUGCCUUCAGCCAAGAGCUUCGAGGUACUAACGAAGACGCUGGGGGACCAUCUGUCGCCGAAACCAUCGGUCAUUGGCGAGCGAGCAAAGUUCCACAGAAGGCAGCAAGUCGAAGGCGAGUCCAUUUCUGAUUACGUUGCCGAGCUACGGAAGCUAGCACGAACCUAUGACUUUGGAAGCGCGUUAGAUGAAUCCCUCCGGGAUCGCUUCGUCUGCGGCUUGUUAAGAGAGGAUAUAUAGUGAGUGCUGUUCACUGAGGAUAGCAAGCUUACGUUUCAGAGAGCGGUAGAGCGCGCUGUGGCUAUGGAGGCGGCAACGAAAAGCACUGCGGAAGCCCGUACAGGUGUGUCUACAGCCAACCCUAUGCAUAAGGUACAGGCGACUUCGAGUGUCCAGUCGCAGGCAUGUUUUUGCUGCGGGUCGCCGAAACAUUCCGGCAAAGCGUGUCCCCACGUAAAUGACAAAUGCUAUAAGUGCAACAAAAGGGGACACCUGCAACGAGUUUGCCGUAGCACCUCCGGCCAGUCGCGUGGGAAACGCCCCAUCAAGGACACUGUAAAAACGCUAUCGGUGGUAUCCCGCUCGGAAGUGGUAGCCGUAAGGGGCGGAUCUGCUCCCAGUAUUGAGCCCAUCAUGGUACCGAUGAAAGUAAAUGAUGUGACAAUCCCUAUGGAGCUAGAUACAGGUGCCGCCGUCACAGUCAUGCCUUUCAAACAAUACCGCCAAUUUCUUUCAUCAGCCAGGCUCAACCCGACAGAAGUGAAGCUCCGCACCUAUACAGGAGCCCUGGUGAUCCCAAAAGGCGUCCUGCAAGUCAAGGUGCAGCACGGUGGCAACACGGCGAGCCUUCCUCUAUACGUCGUCGACCAGGAGGGGCCGCCGUUGCUGGGUCGGGAAUGGCUUCAGGCAAUUAGGCUGGAGUGGAACAAAAUCUGGAACGUCCACCAUCUGCCAAGGUCAGAGCUGCCUUUUUCUUGUCGUUUAGAGGAAAGGCUGCACGCCUUGAUCGCAAAGUACGACUCUCUAUUUAAAGAUGAGUUAGGCAUGAUUACAGAAGAAAGGGCCGAGCUGUAUUUCAAGCCUAAUCAGGCACCGAAGUUUCUCAAAGCAAGAAACGUGCCGUUCGCACUGCAAAAGGCGGUUGAGCUUGAACUUUCGAAGAUGGAAAAAAUGGGCAUCAUAACGGCCGUUGCCACAUCGGAUUACGCAACGCCAGUGGUACCCGUUAUCAAGAAAGACGGUGGCAUACGCCUCUGUGGCGAUUAUAAGGUGACAGUGAAUCCGUGCCUUGACGUCACGCGUUACCCGUUGCCGAAGGUCGAUGACUUAUUCGCGGCUCUGUCUGGAGGAACACAUUUUUCAAAGAUCGACCUGAACCGCGCAUAUCAGCAAGUGGUCAUGUCUGAUGCCUCAAAGCAAUACCUAACCUUGAACACCCAUAAGGGUUUGUUUGUCGUCAACCGAUUACCUUUUGGAAUCUCAUCCGCGCCGGGAAUUUUCCAAAAGAUAAUGGACACGAUGUUGAAGGACCUCAAGGGUGUUUGCUGCUACCUAGAUGAUAUUUUGGUAACUGGGAAAACACUAGAAGACCACUUAGCUAAUCUCGAAGCGCUGCUGGAGCGUUUUCAAAGCCGAGGUGUCAGGGUAAAGAAAGAGAAGUGCUCGUUUUUUCAAAGCGAACUUCACUACCUUGGGCACAAAAUCAGCGCUGAAGGCAUUUCCCCAUUGUCAAAUAAAGUUGACGCACUUCCCCAGGCACCAGAGCCGAAAUCAAAAAAGCAGCUUCAGUCUUUGUUGGGCGUUGUCAACUAUUACAGCAAGUUCGUGCCCCAGUUAGCAACGAUAGCUCAACCAUUUUUCAGACUUCUGCAAAAAAAGGUAGCGUGGCACUGGGACGAGCAUGCUAGAAAAGCGUUCAACCAAGUGAAAGCGCUAUUGGCAGCACAACCACCUACGCUCGCACACUAUGACCCUGAAAGACAACUUAGGCUGUCAUGCGACGCGUCUCAGUAUGGUGUAGGAGCAGUCCUAUUUCAUGUCUACGAUGACGGAAGGGCACGGCCCAUUGCUUACGCUUCAUGAACGCUAUCAGAAGCGGAAAAGAAAUACAGUCAACUGGAGAAAGAAGCGUUAGCCAUCAUUUUCGGUGUAAAGAAGUUCCACUUCUAUCUUUAUGGGCGCUCAUUCACCUUGGUCACAGACCAUAAGCCUCUUCAAACAAUAUUGGGCCCGCCAACCGGUAUUCCCACCAUCGCAGCUGCUCGUUUGCAACGCUGGGCUGUUACGUUGGCAGCCUACUCUUACAAUCUUAUCUUCAAGAAAUCGAGCGAGAACGCGGAAGCAGAUUUCUGCUCGCGUCUGCCGCUGCCAGAUCUUGAAGCAGAAACCAAAGAAACAGAAGAAACAUUUUAUUCGUUGCGAUUGAACUCGUUGCCUGUUUCUAGUCGAGAUAUCGCGGCUGCCACAUGUAAAGACCAAAUUCUUUGUCAAGUGAAGGAAUUCACAAAUGUGGGAUGGCCCGCGUCGUUCAAGGAUGAACAGUUGAAGCCUUUUUUUCGCAGAUGCAACAUAACUGACGGUGCAUCAUGGAUGAGUCAUGCUGGGCGCAAGAGUAGUCGUGCCUGCAAAGCUGCAAGGGUUCGUUCUGGACGAACUCCAUGACGGCCAUCCCGGCAUCUUGCGCAGCAAGGAACUAGCACGCAGCUACGUGUGGUGGCCAACUCUUGAGGCGGACCUCGAACUUCGUAUCAGAAGCUGCGCUAGUUGUCAAGAGCAACGUAACGCUCCAAUCAACGCACCUCUUCACCCGUGGUGAUGGCCGACUUCACCGUGGCAGCGUGUUCGCGUAGACUUUGCGGGACCUUUUCAGAAUACCAUGCUUUUAGUGGUGGUAGACGCACAUUCUAAAUGGCCAGAGGUUUUCGAAAUGAGAUCGACAACUACAGAAAGCACGAUUCGUUGUUUGACUGAGCUCUUCGCACGUUUUGGUUACCCUGAAACAAUUGUUUCCGAUAAUGGACCUCAGUUUGUUUCGCAGGAGUUCAAGCACUUCGUGCAGGCAAUGGGAGCGCGCCACGUCCUCACGGCUCCCUACCACCCCAGCUCCAAUGGGUUGGCAGAGCGUUUCAUCCAGACCUUAAAGAAUGCGCUGCGCAAAGACGGCACAGGAGGAACAUUGCAGGUAAAGCUGCAUAAAUUUUUGCUGUCGUAUCGCAACACGCCACAUGCGACGACUCGUGAAUCACCAGCGGCAUUGCUCCUAGGACGACGCUUACGCAGUCGGCUAGAUGCCGUAAAGCCUUCCGUUGGGGAAAGAGUAGCACACAGACAGUGCACUCAGGCAUUAAGUCGUCCGUGUCGCGAACGUCACUUCUUGGUAGGCGACAGCGUGUUAGCACGUAAUUAUUCUGGAAAACCAAAGUGGGCUCCCGCUGCGAUUGUUGCUCAAACAGGACCUGUCUUUCCAAGUACGUGCAACCACACCGAGGGGCACCUUCACCUGGCGUCGUCACCAGGAUCAGCUGCUACAGAGGCCUGCAGAAGACGUUAUCCCUAGGCAUGGAACAGCUGGCGAAGUUACCAGCGAGUUCCUGUUUUAUCCUGAGACUGCCGGCGCACCAGUUCCUUCCAGUCCUCAACCGCCCAUGGUAAUCCCGGUUGCGCAACAGGCAACACCAGCAGCCGCCGAGGCAGGACGCUACCCCAUGCGAAAUCGUCGCCCACCGGAUAGAUUCUAAGCUGGACUCUGAGUGACUGUGUGCUCCAUUAAAAGGGGAGGUGGUGUUGUGUCUGCUGGCGCUCGUCUUGAUAAGAGCACUCUGCGAAGUGCGCAUGCGCCACUAAGUGUUAAAAGCAGAGUGCCCCUUGCUAGCGGCCCCUCUCUUUCUUGCCGAGCCUCAACCCACAAGCAUGGGUUAAUAAACGUCGUUCACCCGGAACUUGUCUGAUCCUUUCGACACGCCUGGCGCAAAACGUAACACCAUCCAUCCACCCAUGGGGAUAGGGAAAGAUUUGACGAUGUCCUAGAUAAUACUAUGCGAGGCAAGUAAAGGAUUUAGGACAUUGCAAAGUAAGCCUUCCCUCAUAAGUAGACAAGGAAAGUGUCAUGGAAGUUUCAGUAUCUAAAAGCAAAAAUGACGUGAUUAUACACAAAAGGCUCAGACAGUUAAAAGCAGGCUAUAGUAACGGGGAAGAAGGCGAUAGCCUAGACGUCUUAGGGCCACAAGGUGGCAUCUCGUGCCACUCCGAUACAAAGGCAGAUCUCUAUUUACCUAUCCAUGCUCUAUCGAGCUAAAACGAACCCGUAGACGGGCCUUUGAGAUUGAGAGCCCGUGCAUGAUCUGAGAGGCAUUAUCGCAAAUGGACUCUUCCCUCGCCAAUGUUCGCGGCAUGGACGUACGAACGACCGGUCUGCCUGCGCGGGCGAGUCAGGCAACGGAAAGAAGUGUUUCGCCUGCUUCAACACACAAGCCAUAAAAAGCGACAUGCGCUUAACGAUCCUAGCAAACUCAGUGGAAGAACGUGCGAAGGAAUCUUCGCAUAAAUAAUGAACAUGUGAUGAGAUAGCGAAACAUUAACUUCAUAUUGGUUGAAAUUCGCGCGACGCGUAAAGAGAAGCCGGAGACGGUUUAUAAAGAAUGCAAUACCCGGUCAUGGAGCGUCGAGGGAAAUUAUGAAAGAAGAGCAUACCGCGAACUACGGGCCUGGUUUUCUUCCCACAGCCAUGGCCGAUAUUUUACUGCAACGCCGACUGUGCUUAGAAAGCGGGCACCUCCUGAGAUCACCGAAAGAAGCUAUGAAAUCCAUAUAGGGUUUCCUUCAGACAUGAGUCUCCUUCCGUCCUUUCUAGUGAACCACGAGUGAGGGUGACUAAGCGCAGCAAUGGCUUUGUAGAAACAGCACCCACCUAGUGCGUUACAGGCAGUGCUUUCGAGCCCAGGUGCCACCAGAAACCUACGAGUACUUACAAUGUGGUAAAAAUUCUCUGCAUUCCAGUGCUCUGCUGCUUUUGAGAUAUUCUCGCUGGGGCCCUAUCAGUGCAUCUUCCGUGCUACGAAAUAGGACUUCUAUAUUGUAAGAGAAAAUUGAUGCGUGCAGGCGAAGCCUGCUGCUCAUGAUUUUGCUUGAAAAAGCAAUGAGUAGAAAUAAAUUCAU
Messenger RNA from Dermacentor andersoni, 5305 nucleotides. The record is from RefSeq and is a predicted model, not a curated record. Lineage: Eukaryota; Metazoa; Arthropoda; Arachnida; Ixodida; Ixodidae.